Neurospora crassa OR74A is the source of this 1789-nucleotide messenger RNA. Its product is annotated as calmodulin. Gene Ontology annotation, biological process: mitotic cytokinesis; actomyosin structure organization. The record is from RefSeq and is a predicted model, not a curated record. Gene Ontology annotation, cellular component: myosin II complex; cytoplasm. Gene Ontology annotation, molecular function: calcium ion binding; cytoskeletal motor regulator activity; myosin heavy chain binding. The transcript has 3 exons. The coding region runs from base 346 to 1461 and encodes 371 amino acids. Lineage: Eukaryota; Fungi; Ascomycota; Sordariomycetes; Sordariales; Sordariaceae.
CGAACCGAGCCGUUGUCUGGUCGCUUUUGUUUACUUUCAACCCCACUCUUCUUCCACCAUCGCCGAUUGUAAACCGAACACUGCUUGACAUCGCGAAUGCUUCACUUUGCUAAGACCAGAGGCUCUCUUAGACUCGCAUAGCUGGACAAAAGCUAAAGUUCAUCCACCUGGCACGCUCAGCGUCUAGUGUACACCAUUUAACAAGCAGCGAUCACCAACAAGCAAUCCGGGGAAUCGUACAGUAUAGGGCGCAUUCGUCCGUCCAUCAUCCGCCAGCCCAGCAAGCCAGUCCCAGCUACUAUCCAUUACGACCUACGUCACUUUACUCAAGUGGAAACCAGGACCAUGGCGACGCCAACAGCAGGGCCGUACAAACCAUCCCCACUGGGAUCGUACGCCUCCCCAAUGGGAUCGGGCCCCCUUGGUGCCCCAACUACCACCAGGAAUUCCCCAUUCCAGCGCAGAGCCGUGUCCCCAGUGUCCCCGUCCCCACUCCGACAAGCAGCAACAUCUCCAUUGGCGACACCGCCUGUCAAGCAACAGCAACAAUCGCUGUCGGGAGGAGGGUCUAGUGUAAGCGAGUUGACGUCCCGGUUCGCCAAUAACAUUGCCAACAGCAGCGGCCAGCCGACCGCGCUCCGAGCUGGGCUUGGAGCUCCUGCGCCUACGACAGCUACACCGACCAGUCAGACCCAAUCCCAGGCCAGCUGGACACCUAGAGCUUUGGCAUCGGCACCGACCGUAGUCAACCCGCCGCCGCCUAACCCAAUGUUUCUUAAUGGCGACGCGCCGCCGCCGCGGCCUCCCCAGCAUCGCAUUUCUCCCUUGCCUUCACCCUCGAUACCACGAACGACUACCUCUGCCUCUACCAUGAGCAUGGGAACCGGAGGCAAUGCCAUGUCCCAGCUGCAGCCCUCGCAGGUGCGCACCCUGCGGGAGGGUUUCCAGAUCCUGGACCGCGACAGCGACGGUAUGGUGGUCAGGGAGGAUGUCAUCGACAUGCUAAACCAACUGGGUCUACCCAACAGCGCCUCCGACGUCUCCCCAUUCUUCCCUCCCAACGGCCCCCAGUCAAUGACCAUGGCCGUCUUCUUCAACUCCAUCGCCACCGCCCUCUCCAGCCUCUCCCCCAGCGGCGAACUGCUUUCCGCCUUCUCGGCCUUCGAUGACGACGACAGCGGCCAGAUUGACGUGGCUGAGCUGCGAGACGCCCUACUCAACACAGCGCCCGAACCAGGCGAGAGGCCCCUAACGUCGCUCGAAGUAGACAAGGUCAUGGCCGGAUUCACGGGUCGCAGGGCGUUUGCUCAGAACAGCCAAAGGACGACUGGGCUGGGAGGAGUAGGCGGGGGAGGCGCCAACAAGCGUGGGGAGGUGUUCAGAUACCAGGAGUUUGUCAAACUAAUUCAGGGGACGGGGAACGGUGGGGAGCAAGGGUCCGAAGACUCGGGACGUGGCUGAAAUCAGGUGGGAGAGCGUGGUGUACCAAAAACCACCGUAAUAAUGGGUUAAUGGAAGGCUAGCAUGAUGGGAUUAUCAAUGAGGGCAAACGGAACGGAAACUGUUAAUUACACCGGGUGGUGGAUGGAUGGUUAUGAUGACGACGAUGACGACGGGCUGGAUAAGUCUGGUUUUAUUAUUGCGGGCAGGCUCUGUGAUACUGGGUUUGGUAAUAUUGUAGUUUAGAAUCAGGACAGGCAGACAGGCAGGUUGCAUCGGCGUUGUCGAGUCGGGUACGUAAUGAAUGGAUAUCACUUGAACCUUGAAUUGGGAAAAUGGGAAAACCGAG